CGCGGACUAGUUAGUUUGCAGCCGCUCUUGCGCUGUGCUGUUCGCUGAGUGCCGCUCGCUUGCGUCUGGUCGCGCGAUGCCCGUGGACCUCAGCAAGUGGUCUGGGCCCCUGAGCCUGCAGGAAGUGGACGAGCGCCCGCAGCGCCCGCUGCAGGUCGCAUACGGCGGGGCGGAGGUGGACGAGCUGGGCAAAGUGCUGACCCCCACUCAGGUGAAGGACCGCCCCACAAGCAUCACAUGGGAUGGUCUAGAUUCAAGCAAACUCUACACUCUGGUGCUGACAGACCCAGAUGCGCCCAGCAGGAAAGACCCCAAGUUCAGGGAAUGGCACCAUUUUCUCGUGGUCAACAUGAAGGGCAACGACAUCAGCAGUGGCACCAUCCUCUCCGAUUAUGUGGGCUCUGGGCCGCCUAAGGGCACAGGCCUCCACCGCUACGUCUGGCUGGUCUACGAGCAGGCCCGGCCUCUGAAGUGUGAUGAGCCCACGCUCAGCAACCGCUCUGGAGACCACCGAGGCAAAUUCAAGGUGGCGUCUUUCCGCAAAAAGUACGAGCUCGGCUCCCCCGUUGCUGGCACGUGCUACCAAGCUGAAUGGGACGACUACGUGCCCAAGCUGUACGAGCAGCUGUCGGGGAAGUAGGGCCAGCAGGGAUGUGCAGACUGGUCCCGAGGCCCCAGCUGUGUUCUCCGAUUCAGUGACGCAUGUCGAUGCCUCCUCUUCCUCCUCCUCCUCCUCCUCUUCCUCCUCCUCCUCCUCCUCCUCCCUGUUCCUUCCCAUAGGUGAGACUUGAAAGAUCAGAGAGUAGUUUAGCUAAGGUGACUUUCCCUUGUACUUCCGGCUCACAGUCCCCGCUCAUGGGUUCACCACAUUUGAACUCCCUUCAGGGUGAUGUUUUGGGACUCUUGAUGAGGCCCACCAAAUUGUUCCUUAUGCAAAUAGCAACCCAGAAUUUAAAGACGAGAGAAAUAAAAUCCAGGGAAAGAGACCAGCUCUGUAGUGAUAGAGCAAACUUGACCCUUGAAAGCAAACCGCUGUGUCUGGCGGGGAGGCCCGGCUGUUGGGAGCAGUGGAGUACUGAGCGAGAGCUGACCGUGGGCCCCUGAAAGCCGUCCGGGCCUGUUGGCUCCAUCCCCUUUCACGGGUGUCAGUCAAGCUGGUCGGGGGUUGCUGACUGUAGUGUUCGUUUUUGCUGUUUCCGUGGAGCUGAAUAAAAAUAAAACUCUGAAUGGACUGA
Echinops telfairi (small Madagascar hedgehog) is the source of this 1235-nucleotide messenger RNA. It is a transcript of the gene PEBP1, whose product is annotated as phosphatidylethanolamine binding protein 1. NCBI's taxonomy places the organism in Eukaryota, Metazoa, Chordata, Mammalia, Afrosoricida, Tenrecidae. Bases 77 to 640 code for a protein of 187 amino acids. The record is from RefSeq and is a predicted model, not a curated record. The transcript has 4 exons. Gene Ontology annotation, biological process: negative regulation of MAPK cascade.